AUGGAACGGGUGUCACCUAUUUAUGACAUUCUGCGGUAUCUCCCACCUUUUGAAGAUGGAUGGCUUCCUCCACCUUUCACAGAACCUACCCCACUUUUGUCUCCUACAUUGGAACCUCAAAGAGAUUACUCAACUUACUCCGAGUUCAAAGUUGAAAUCUCGAAGGAUAAAGAACAUGUAGUAAGUGAAAGUGGACGACAGUUUCGUGAAAACUCCGCUCUAAACUGGUUUUACAGCGCUAAUUCAUACUCUAGUUUACAUCAUUUUACCAUUCCUACUCUUGAGCAAAAACAAAAUUCACAACCAACCACAGAAAAAUCAUUGCUUUCCACCAGCAAUUUUCCAAAAACAACAGCAGCUGCUGCUAAGCUGAAACCAUUGACUGAAGUUGUUAAAAGUACUUUACAAUCUACUGAUAAAGCAUGUACUUUAUUACCCAUAACAGAGAAAACAACAACUUCACAGAUAUACUCUGAGGAUUUAUUUAAAAAAGACAGCAGAAGAGAAGACAUCACAACUAAACCAUCGGUCAUCACGGUGUCACCUAAUAACCCCUUUGACAACAACCCAAACUCCUUGUUGAAAAGGCGCCAGGAUCGUGAGCAUGUUGUUAGUCAAGUUCCUGGUUUCAGAAGUAAUCAUGGAAUAUUCGUGAAUACAGAUUUUGUUGUCCCAUCAACCACACCAAAAGUAAAUAUAACAAUGCCUAAACCAGACGUUGAAACAAAGCCAAAUGUCACAACUCGGUACAUACUUCUUCAGUCUGGUAGGAUAGUGGCAAUUAAUGUCACUUCUGCCCCGAAAGUUCUGAAAGACGCUUCUAAUAACAAUAUCCCUCCGUAUUAUUUCGGCAGCCGCAUUCGAAACAAGAAACCUCCUGCUGCACAUAACAUAACAAGAAACGAAAAAAGCACAUUUCAGAAUAAAACAUUUCAACCCAUUAUUUUAACGUCAUCAGACCUUAUACUAAAUUCAGACAAAAAUAAAAACCUGACCAGUAGGAAUAAACAAAAACCACUUCUGAGACCAAUUAUAUCUUUCAGAGAUGUUAGGUUACUGUUUACUAGUGGAAACAUGACAAACAAUUUGAAAUCUCCCAGCAAAAAUGCAACAAAAGAACGCCUUUUUGAAACUCUAAUAGAUGUGUUUCACCCUGGAACAACUGAAAGUCAAUAUCUUGUGAUAACUUUUAGUUCUGCUAAAAAGAAGCCAAAGAAUCCUCCACUUAUAACUAAAGAUUUUUCUUUGCGUUCUAAUGAGCAACACAAGAACAAUAAAAGCGACGAAUCAAGUACCAUAUCUUUUCAAGAAGAAAAACGGAUUAAGCCUCAAGUGUCCAAUCCUCUUAGAAGACCAGAUUUUGAAAAUAGAAUUAAACCGAAUAUUUCUACAACGGUCACCAUAGCAACCAUUCCUAAUCGAGGGCUCUCUCACGUUAAUCUCCAAGCGGCAAAGAGGGUAAAGUCGGAAAAACUAACUCCUGGCAAUACAGGACCACAGCCAGCCACUACAUCAUCAACAACACAGAUUUCUCCCAGGCGUUCCAGACAGCAUGAAUUUCAUUUCAGAAAUUCGGUCAGUUUUCAGACGAUACCACCAAGCUCCUUCUCAGAUAGAAGAUCGUUGUCGUCUUCAACGAUUCCCUCUCAACCACUUGUUCAUGAAUCACCGACAAAAAGAAGCAAGAUACUGAAGGAAAAUAAUCUUAUAUUCAGUUUUGAGCCCACUCGACGGAGUGGUAGAACGAAUUUGCUUCGGAAUGUUACAGUUACGCCGCAAAAUGAAAGAAAUGCUACUUUGAGAAACAGGAUAAACCUACAUCGUUCAAGACCCUCGGCACCAGUUCAAAAUCCUUGGUGGACUCAGGUUACAGCUCCCACACCUUCUUCAGUACCCAUUUCUAAACCGGUGACAAAUCUGAUCGAAAAACAGUUCCGUGUUUCUUUAACUACAACAAAGCCAAUUCGAGACCAAGUUCCAGUCACAUCUACUGCUCAAAACAGUGCUAGGAGAGAAAGUCGGAAUUUCAGAGGAGCGGAUUUCAAACCAGAAUUUUCAUCGACAGAUCCAAAUCCGUCAAGUACAACGAUGACUAAAAAACCAUUUAGAGUUUACUUUUUCGAGCCAAAAAGGAAGAAAAGCAAACAAGUUGAUCAGUCUGCAAAAGAAUCGGAUAAAGAAACAAAAAUGUUGGCGAACACUAAUAUUUAUGAAAGUUCUUCUAGAAGAUCACGACAUCGACAGCUUGACAACAGUUCCAACAAAAACCCAGCAGUUUCCCGCUCCCCGAAGAGACUUCCUUCUACGCAAAUCAAUUCAGAGACCACAUCGACAACACCUGCUCUGCUACCGAAAGCUACAUCAAGAAAGCCGAGAUACAUACCUUUUAUUCGUCAUCAACCAAAUGUUGGAACUAAAUCUCCCCAAUUAAGUCAAAGAACAACUAAAUCAACUACUAUACGACCCGUCACCAUUCUUGAAUCAUCUUUGGAAUCCGAAUCUUUUCUAGAUUAUGUCCAUAGACCAUUCGAAAUCAGAAGAACAGGAUGA
Messenger RNA from Uloborus diversus, 2550 nucleotides. RefSeq lists its product as uncharacterized. The record is from RefSeq and is a predicted model, not a curated record. The coding region runs from base 1 to 2550 and encodes 849 amino acids. NCBI's taxonomy places the organism in Eukaryota, Metazoa, Arthropoda, Arachnida, Araneae, Uloboridae. The transcript has 4 exons.